Eublepharis macularius is the source of this 4090-nucleotide messenger RNA. It is a transcript of the gene RAB4A, whose product is annotated as RAB4A, member RAS oncogene family. Bases 186 to 842 code for a protein of 218 amino acids. Gene Ontology annotation, molecular function: GTPase activity; GTP binding. Gene Ontology annotation, cellular component: postsynaptic recycling endosome. Lineage: Eukaryota; Metazoa; Chordata; Lepidosauria; Squamata; Eublepharidae. The transcript has 8 exons. Gene Ontology annotation, biological process: Rab protein signal transduction; regulation of endocytosis. The record is from RefSeq and is a predicted model, not a curated record.
UUGGCUGAUUGAGGUGUCUUUCCCUCCACUCUUCAACGCCCCCAGCCCGUUUUCUGGGUCGGAGAGGGAAGAGCCUGGAGGGACUCUGUUUUUCGGCUUGACCUGACCGACUGACACGUCUCGAGUUUCCGUUUCCCGGGGGGCGGCGGCGAAAAAGGGGCGGCCGCCCUCGCGUCGCUCCCAAAAUGUCGCAGACAGCCAUGUCCGAAACCUACGAUUUCCUGUUUAAAUUUUUGGUCAUUGGUAAUGCUGGGACUGGCAAAUCCUGUCUGCUUCAUCAAUUUAUUGAGAAGAAGUUCAAAGAUGACUCAAAUCAUACAAUAGGAGUGGAAUUUGGUUCGAAGAUAAUAAAUGUAGGAGGCAAAUAUGUAAAAUUACAGAUAUGGGAUACAGCUGGACAAGAACGAUUCAGGUCUGUAACACGUAGUUACUAUAGAGGUGCUGCAGGUGCCUUACUCGUUUAUGACAUCACCAGCCGAGAAACCUACAAUGCACUUACUAACUGGUUGACAGAUGCAAGAAUGUUAGCAAGUCAGAAUAUUGUAAUAAUACUGUGUGGAAACAAAAAGGAUCUUGAUGGAGAUCGUGAAGUUACUUUCUUAGAAGCAUCUAGAUUUGCCCAAGAAAAUGAAAUGAUGUUCCUGGAAACAAGUGCAUUGACAGGAGAGAAUGUUGAAGAGGCCUUUGUACAGUGUGCAAGAAAAAUACUUAAUAAAAUUGAGUCAGGCGAACUAGAUCCAGAAAGGAUGGGCUCAGGUAUUCAAUAUGGGGAUGCUGCCUUGAGACAACUGAGAUCUCCAAGAAGAGCACAAGCUCAAAGUGUUCAAGAAUGUGGCUGUUAAACUGACAAACUAAACUAAAAACAAACGCUUUCGUUGCAAGUGAUGAUUAGUGUAACAACUGCCAUGGCUUCAAAGAGCUGCAAUUAUAGAACUUCUUUUUGAUUCAGUAAAAUAGACCACUUAUGGUAUUUGAAAAUAAUACUGUGGGACGACAUACAGAAGUACACAUAUGGCACAGCAAGACAGCAAAAAAGAGAAUUAAUUCAGUGGACAACUUUAAGACUCAAAUAACUGUAUGUAAAUGUUUUAUGUUGCAUAUUUUUGUUUACCUCUAGUUAAAACAUGGCUGUAUCCUUUAUAUAUAAAAGUCAACAUUAAAUUUCCAAAGCAUGAUAUACUGGCAUAAUAUUGCACUAACAGCUGUUGUUGUUUUUUAAAUCAUAAGACCUAAAAUGUGAUUUGUGUGCUAGACAUUAUCAUGUUUCUUUUUACUGUACAAAAGCUACUAUUUAUGAGUUGUCAUUGAAAGCUACUGGCAUUGACUGUCAGUUUUAUUUGUUACAUUCUACAAGGCAUUAACGUGAUUUAUUUUUGAAAAAAGUAAGUUUACUAAUCUGCCAUAUUGUAAAGAGACUUUUUUUACUGAAAUAUAGUUGUCCUGUUUCCUGACAAUUCUUAAAUAUAUUUCAAUCACUUUGUCAAGUGUAGACUAUACAGUUGUGAACUCUGAGAGCUUACAACUGUCUAAUCUGGCCUUUUGGAAGAUUCUUAUUUGUGUCAUAUUUUGUACAUCCUAGAGUAUAAUGAAAAUUGUAUAUUUUGAGUGUCAUUCUGGUGCAGUGUUUGAGGUAGUGAAUCACCAUUCUCCUUUUUUUUUGUAUUAAAGCAAUUUCUAUAAGUAACACUAUGUUCAAAUAACAAGAAACUAUGUUAUAACUGGAAGAGGGUCUAAAACGUACCAUAUUUACAACAUGCAGUUAGCUUCUAUAAUGUAGAAAUGUAACUGGUAGCUAUUAAACUUUACUGUAUUACCAAGGAACUUCAGCAAAUGUGCACAAAAAUCUUUUUAUACAGAUCUUUCUUUCCGGUCAUGUCAGGAGAACUGUUUUUGUGGUAUCUGAUGAUAAAGGAAUUGUUACAGUUGUCACUUGGAAAUCAUACACAGCUUUACCUGGAAGCCUUGACAACUUGGGUUGUAAAUGUUUGUUUUGUGUGUGUGGAAUCAUUGGCCUGUUGGACAUUUUCCAGUACCUUUUAAAGUACUGGAAAACAUCUGUAUGUUGACACAGCUGAUCCUAAAACAAUGAAGCUGUGUAGGUUAUUUCAAUAGAUCUGAGGUGUCAGCAUGACUUUGAGUUAUGAAAGGAAAACUGUAGAUUUUGUAUUGUUCACUAUGGAUCUAAAUUGUUGAUACUUUCUGAGUCAUGGUCGAAAGAAUACAAAAUUUAACAUUAAUGUAAGCUAAGAACUCUGUCUUAAGUCUAAACUCUGUCUUUAAGUCUUAAGACAAUUAUGUUUGGGAAGUCUUCCAAUAUGAGGGAAGUGGCUGAAACAUAGCUACAGGGGAGGCAAAUCCUGUUUGCAGCAGUGGUAGGAAAGAGUGGUUAACACUUCCUCUGUGGGCCAUUUUUCAGGUUAAAAUCACAUAAAUCUAGCUCCUUUCCCACCCAGAAGUAAACGGAUGCUGGUAGACAAUUUGUGAUGAAAAAAGUCUGCAGAGAAAGAGUUAAGCCUCCUCCCUGCUGCUGUUCUGUUAAUUUAGAUGCCUCCCCAUUUAUUUGAAUAAAAAAAGAAUGUGAGUCCUCACGUCUGCUGAACUUUAGUUUAUUCACUUUUUAUUCCAGUUAAAAAUUAUGGCAUUUCAAUAAGCCUUGCCAUUUGGAAUGGUUUUUUCCCUAGUGAAGGGUUAAGUAGCUUAUACAGAUUAGACGGGUUACUAAUUGGCACACAAGCUAGACUUGGAGUGCUUUGAAGUAGACCUUCAUGCAAACAGUUUGGUUCAAAUGAAAGUCAAUGCCUAAGAAUAGAGCAUAUAGAUUUAAAGGAAACAAGUUAACGUGCUACAGUACAUUGUAUUUUUUAAAAAAAAUGUAUCUGAAGUCUUGUAGACCUCAAUUUAAAAUUAAGCAAUGAAAAUCAAGUGGCUAGCAUGUGGUGUCUUUGUAUAUUUGGUUCAUAGCAUGGGUAUAUGGCAUAGCAUGGAUGUCUUAUGUAAUGGUUCAGAGGUGAUUUCAAGGAAUAUUCUUUGGUAACCUUUUGUGUAUGUAUGUUUCAAAAUUGUGUGCAUUUGAAUACUUCAUAAAUUACUGUCAAAAACAAUUCCAAAGAAACUUCGUAUGUGUCUACCUAGACACUAGCUUUUCUGCUACAUAUCACUUGAAGCUCCCUUUCCCCCUUCACCCCUUUUAAUGGUUAUACUGCUAAUUUCUCCUCUUGACUUGGAUGGACUAAUUCUAAAGGGAACAAUCAUACCACAUUUAAAAGAUGUCAUUUUUAGAUAUUCGCUGUGGAGCCUUUCUGUCAUUUGUUCCAGAAUACCUACCUUUCUCAUAGUAACACUAUAAAGGAUACUUGAGUCGAAGAAAAUACCAUCGUUGUCUUAGUACUAGGAAUGAAACUACAGUAUAAGAAGCUAUCUCCUCACUACUAGGGUGAAGGGUAGAGGGUAACAGGGCAGAUGUAAUAUUGGCCUCUGCCCAGACAGCAGCGCACAAACUAUAUUUCCUUCCCUGUUGUUAAUUUCACCCUGGAACUGCUUGUUCUACUGCAAAUAUGUCUGCUGCUUAAUGAGAUUUAAUUGCGUUGGGGAGAAAACUUGCAAAAGAUAGUAUUAAUACCUUCUUAUUAUCUCUUUCUCUCAGCUUGUUUUGCUCUACUCCGUCUUUUUUUCAACUUGUUGCCCAGCUCGCGGGGGUGGGGUAGAAUGGAAGUGGGAAUUGUAUGUAGGAAAAGUUAAUCUCCCUGCCAACUAGUGCUCCCUUGCAAAUGGUGCUCUCCUUAAUAUUACAAAGGAAACACUGGAUUGAAUUUUAGCACAUAGUUACAUGCACUGUGGUAGUGUUUUCCAUGCAACUUAAGUGUAGUGGACUGCUCCCUGUAUUGGCUUUUCUCCACAGGCAGGGGCUACAGGAGCUUAAGGAGCAUUAUUACAGUUGAGCGUUAAGACAGUAUGUACUUGCUCUUGACAUUUAAGUGCAUCUAAAAAUAAAAGUGCAUUUACACAGUAUUAGCAUGCAUUAAAAGGCUUAAAAUGCAUGAGUGCUGUAAAAAUUUUACUAUAUGCUUAAUGUCAACUGAGAUGUUACUAA